AUGUCAAAGAGAAGGCUUGAUAUUUCAGAGAAUAAUCCCUCUGAUAGUAACUAUAAUGAGCCAGAGUUGAAACGAACAAAAUUAGACAGAGAAACAGUAGCAAUUGAAGUCGAAGAAGACAAAGACGAAGAAGAAAUAGAAAAAGAGGAUUUUACAACAGUAGUGCUCGACUUACAACAACAACAACAACAUCCUCAGUUACAGUCAAGAUACGUUGAAUACAUCGAAGCAGGCUCACCCAAAGGUCCUGAAGCUUUCAAAAACGAUAAGCAGCUCAAAAACUAUUUUAUCCAUGUAUUGCUCAGCGAAUACGAAUUUUUGCAUGGUGAAACGAAAGUGAAUGGGUCAACUCCUAUCAAACAAGAAAAAAAGGUAUAUCAACUUGAAGAUUAUGACGAAGAAGAAGAAGAAUCCAUUGACAAUGAGGCCGAGGAGAAAGAAGAAGAAGAAGAACAUGAAGACGGUCCCUUAACGGGCUCUUUUAUUGGCUCUACAUUUUGGACAGCUCAGGAAAAGGACGCAUUUUUUCUAGCAUUAGAACGAUGUGGAAAGAGGAACAUUGAAGCAAUAAGUAGGCGUGUUGGAAAAUCAAAGACUGUCUUAGAAGUGGGAGAAUACUUGACUUUAUUGCAUCUGGUAUCGAGAAAUUAUGUGAAAAGAUCAAAAAAGUCGUAUUUGGAAAAGAGCAAAUAUUUAGACAGAUAUUAUGCAAGACAGAUGUCCAAUACGUUUAUACAGCUGGAAGAAGAGUUGUCGCAAAAGUUAGAGAAAAAGUUAGAAGUAGAGGCUUAUGCAAAGGAUGUCGAAUUGAAUAAACAUUCUAUUCAGCAACGUUUGCAUAUGGCAAACACAGAUAAUGCCAAAGAGAAGCAUGGCAGGAACGAAAAACGAAAAGAGAUAGAACCUGAGGAUGGAUAUAGUAAAGUGGAACCUUUAGAACUAUUUAAUGUGAAGAAUAUGUCUGUUCUAAGCAAAGCGGUACUCAAUAAUACCAGCAACAAGUCUAAAACAAAACAUAUUGCGUUAUUGACAGCGACUAUACCCAUUCUCCAUCGGCUGUUAAAAUCGUUUGUUCAAGAUGUUGUUCGUGAUAUACAGAUUGAGAUGAUGGGUAGACAAUUCCAUGAUAUCGAUAAAAAUACCCUUGUGACUGAUACCUUGAUGAAUUAUAUCAUAAAUAAAAGAAAGAAGUCAAGAAAAGAUAGACGAUUUAAUGAUUUGGAUCUCAAUGAUAAUGACUUUGAGGGCAGAUUGUUGAAAGAGGAUUACCUUUUAGGCAUAGAUGGGCUAGAAAGCAUGCAAGAAGAAGCCAUCAAAGAAGCCAAUAUUGAUGAAGACAAGAAUCUAGAAGCUACGGACAUGGAAGCAAUACAACUAUAUGAAAAAGAUGAACGAUUAGAGAAAGACUUGAUAGAAUUAGAUCUGUCGUUUGAGAGAGCAUUACUGAAGCACUUUGGUCCAUCUCAUAUAGAAAAUGUAACAACAUCUAAAGACGAUCGCAGUGAAGGCUUCUGA
Mycotypha africana is the source of this 1515-nucleotide messenger RNA. RefSeq lists its product as uncharacterized. Gene Ontology annotation, biological process: transcription initiation at RNA polymerase I promoter; nucleolar large rRNA transcription by RNA polymerase I. Gene Ontology annotation, molecular function: RNA polymerase I general transcription initiation factor activity; rDNA binding. The coding region runs from base 1 to 1515 and encodes 504 amino acids. The transcript has a single exon. Lineage: Eukaryota; Fungi; Mucoromycota; Mucoromycetes; Mucorales; Mycotyphaceae. Gene Ontology annotation, cellular component: RNA polymerase I upstream activating factor complex. The record is from RefSeq and is a predicted model, not a curated record.